Messenger RNA from Geodia barretti, 1868 nucleotides. The record is from the annotation of a GenBank genome assembly. NCBI's taxonomy places the organism in Eukaryota, Metazoa, Porifera, Demospongiae, Tetractinellida, Geodiidae.
GUGUAGCAACUUCCUCUUUCCUACUCAACGCCUCUCAACUAAACCGGACGUAGACCACAUACGUACGUAGAUCAGUAGCGUCGCUCAGGGCCACCCACAUAUCACCCACACAUCCUUUGACUGUACCAACUUGAAUUCUUAUCUCUACCGAAGCCUUUUUCCAUAAUAGAGUUUAAUGAGCAGUGGUCGCGGAGUGAGCGUCGUCUGGCCGGACGAGAUAAACCACGGUCAGGGCUGCAGGGCUGUGGCACAAAAUGGCGAUCCCGGUGAGAGUGUAUAAAAGUUGGUGCGGAACAGACGUGCAGUAGCACGGAAGAAAACAGCCCGAUACUUUGACAUGCAUCUUCUCGCAGCAAUCGGCUUCGCACUGAUCGCAGCGGCCUCGUGCCAGCUGCCGUGCAAUAGUCAACUGCGACUUUUGCCUGCUUUUGAAAACCUCUUCUCCCACUGCGAGUGCUCCUAUAGCCAGUGGAGCGAAUGGAAAGUAGUCAGCGGCAGCUCUACACCGGUACCCAACUCACAAUGUGAGAGUGGACAUGUGAUAACAGAAGAAAGGGUGCAGAGUGUACUUUCCGGAAUGUGCGACGAAAAAAAGGAGACGAGGACUAUAUGCGAGCCUAAUUUGGUGGAUCAGAUUAUCAUGGCGCUUGGGCUAGGCAGCAUGGGACAAAUGGUUACUCCAGGCGCACCAGGAUUGAUCAAUCCAUCGUUCAGGCUAGGUCAACCAUCAAACAGCUUAAGCGUCCGUCCUGGCAGUCCCGGUAGUCCCGGUGUCCCCCAACCUCUCGUUUACGAACCUCUCGCGUUGACCACCCAAUGCGACGACACGCGCAAAGUGUGUCAACACGUCACCGUCCCUCACGGUAAACGUUCUGUGCGGGAGGAAUUGAAGCGACCAAUCAAUAGGCAACGGCGCGCAACCGUGGAGCCUGAGCCCCUCCCUUUCAAGCCAACAAAGUUCAACGUUAAGGAGCAUGGACAUCGCUACAGGCGCCAGACACGUUGUGGAGCAACCAGUACUCAGUACAUUCUCUUCGUGUUGGACAGUUCAGGGAGCGUCAAACUUAACGACUUCAAUAGAGUGACCGCCGUCCUCAGCGAGCUGGUUCUCUUUCUUCUGUAGUCCGAUAAAAGUGGCAGUGAUGACGUUCGACCACGAGUACUUCGUUGAGUUCUGUUUCGACUGCUUCGACAACACAUGCGGAGGACGAGUCGAUGCUCGGGACGCUAUCAAAACCAUCGACUACAGAUACGGUCGUUCUGGGACUCGCUGGACCCACACAGCCGGAGCCGCGCGGUGCGUCUGCGACUUCAUGCUUACUCAAACUUGUGGUGUUCCUGUUGCCUCGGACUGCAUCGACGUUGUUUUCAUCACCGACGGAAGAUCCAACGAUCCAAAUCUGAACGUCUGCAAUGAGAUUGCGUGCCUCCACAACCGUUACGGCGUCACAACGUAUGCAAUCGGAAUCGGAAACGCUUACGAUCCAGAGCUUGAAUGCAUUAGUAACGCAGAUCCAAACUCCUUCCAUCUGUUUAACUUUUUGGAUUUCGAUGAAUUCGAGGAUACCUUUCAAGAGCUGGUUGAUACGCUACUGAUGGGACAAGUAAGUCCGACGACAGGAGAUCCAUACGUCUGCAUCGGCACAGGGGGUGUUGGCACUGCUGGCUGCCAUUAGCAUCCAAGCAAUGUGUGGAACAAAAACUAACCUAUAAUUGUUUUGUAAAACCUUGCAUAAUGCUGUCACGAAAAUAUACACAGGUUGUAUUAUUUUGUGCUCUUAGCGGGGUACACACGUCCUGCAGGGGAAGCACCCUUCAUGCGCUAACGAAAACGAGUUGGGGAUAUAUACAAUAUAGCAAAGCUAUAG